Messenger RNA from Wallemia ichthyophaga EXF-994, 1932 nucleotides. RefSeq names its product Adenylyl cyclase-associated protein. NCBI's taxonomy places the organism in Eukaryota, Fungi, Basidiomycota, Wallemiomycetes, Wallemiales, Wallemiaceae. Gene Ontology annotation, cellular component: cytoplasm. Gene Ontology annotation, biological process: cytoskeleton organization; regulation of adenylate cyclase activity; intein-mediated protein splicing. The transcript is spliced from 3 exons. Gene Ontology annotation, molecular function: adenylate cyclase binding; actin binding. The coding region runs from base 1 to 1932 and encodes 643 amino acids. The record is from RefSeq and is a predicted model, not a curated record.
AUGAAGACAUACGAAUGCUUCGAUGGGGCUAUAUCGUUUGAAUCGCCGGUGGAUUUGGUGAAUGGGAGUUUAUUCAGGCAGGUUCCAGAUACGCAAGAAUUAUAUUUGGAGAGAAACGGCGAAGGUAGUGUGAUAGUGGAGGUGCUCGAGCUGGUUCACGAGGCCAAGACGCUGGAAGAGGCUGGAGAAUACCACUUUAAAUCUCUAGCCCACGAUAACGAGACGGAGGAAUACGAAAUACAGAAUAUUACCGUCAUUAGCGAUUCCAGCUGCGUCGUCAAAGGCCUUCAAACGAUAGAGAAGGCGGGAGUGAUUGAGAAUAUCCCUAUAAACCUCAAUGUCCUCAGAAUCGCAGGGAAAUACGAUCUGGUCACGCAAUUUAACAAAUUGGCGCACACGCCAAUCCACGUCAACGACUACUCGCUCUUCUACUUGCUGGAGGAUAUUCUAUUGGACAGCAGCUUGUUGAAGCAGGCUGGCAGCAGUGGCAGUGGUGCUGACACCGUGGCAGGUUCAGAGCCGGCACCAGCGACAGCAACAGCACCGCCAGCAGCCCCACACACUCCACCACCAGCCAUCGCAGACUUCACCAACCUCCUCAACACCCACCUCUCCCCUUUCACCGUUCUCUCUGCUGAAAUUGGCGGCGAAAUCCACAGCCAAUCACAGAAUCUCGAGUCUCUCCUGCAGAAGACUCUGUCCAUCGUCCUCACACCUGCCAGCCGCUCGAAGCCUCCGACAAACUUGUCCACCUUCCAGAACUCGCUCUCGCCAAUCAUCACUCACGUCAACAAGAUUGUCCAAUUGAGUGACUCAGCACCCAAAGCUCUCCAGUUGCCCCUCAAGGCUGUCGCUGAAGGUGUCCCUGCCUUUGGCUGGUUUACUAUCGCCCCCAAGCCAGCGCCAUACAUCCAAGACUUCAAAGACGCGGCUCAAUUCUACGCGAAUCGCGUCAUCAAGGAGUUUAAAGGUGGUGACGAGAGGAUGGUGCAGUGGGUGAAGCUUUUUAUGGGGCUGUUGGAGGAACUCAGGGUGUAUGUCCAUAAGCACCACACCACUGGCCUCAGUUGGAACGAGAAGGAUGGUGUGGCGUACGAGGAGUAUGUCAGUGGUGAGGGGGGUGAUAAAAGCUCUGAUGCUACUCCUACUAACAAUUCCACUCCUCCACCUGCUCCUGCUCCACCUGCUCCUGCCCCGCCUGCUCCUCCUGCUCCCACCUCAACCUCCACACACCCUCAGUCUCCCCAACAAGGCCCCGAAGCAGUCUUUGCGCAGCUCAACAAAGGCUCCGACAUCACAAAAGGGUUGCGCAAGGUGGAUACUGAGCAGAUGACGCACAAGAAUCCGUCGCUAAGAGAUGCUGGCAGCACAGAAAGCACCCCCAAAAAGCAGCAACCGCCUAUCGCUGCCAAGCCAAAGUCGCUCACACGUACCACCUCGAGCCACCCUCCUAAGACACAACUCGAUGGCCAGAAAUGGUUUAUUGAAAACCACACUAACACACCUCAUAUACUCAUCGACGACACCAAGCUGUCGCACACGGUGAAUAUCUUCAACUGCAAAAAUACAGUGGUGGAAGUGAAAGGUAAGGUGAAUGCGUUGAAUAUGGUGGGAUGCCACAGAACAUCCGUUUUGCUUGACAACCUCGUCUCCUCACUGAGUAUCACCACUUCACCCAAUUUCACAGUACAAAUACUGGGCGUGGCGCCUACUGUUACUGUUGAUGCUACUGAUGUCGGUCAGAUAUAUCUUAGUAAGGGGUGUAUUGAGGCGGACACUGAGAUUAUUACCGCUAAAACCUCGUCUGUUAAUGUUAGCUUGCCUGAUAAUCAAGAGGACGGCGAAUUCGUCGAGAAACCGAUACCUGAGCAGCUCAAGACUGUUGUCCGUGAUGGAAGGCUAGUCAGUAGCGUGGUGGAGCAUAGUGGGUAA